Prosopis cineraria is the source of this 2421-nucleotide messenger RNA. Its product is annotated as mechanosensitive ion channel protein 10-like. Lineage: Eukaryota; Viridiplantae; Streptophyta; Magnoliopsida; Fabales; Fabaceae. Bases 107 to 1723 code for a protein of 538 amino acids. The transcript has 4 exons. Gene Ontology annotation, cellular component: plasma membrane. The record is from RefSeq and is a predicted model, not a curated record. Gene Ontology annotation, molecular function: mechanosensitive monoatomic ion channel activity. Gene Ontology annotation, biological process: monoatomic anion transport; detection of mechanical stimulus.
UUGAGGGCUAGAAGCAGUCUUCAGACUCACCCCUUUUGUUCGAAAAAAUAAGUCUUCAGAGUCACCCCCUUGCCCCCAUUUUCCAAGCCCUCUCUGAUCGAUAUCCAUGGAUAAACCAAAGACCGAUCAGGUCGUCCUCUUCAUCGACCACCUCAACACUGGUCAUCCCUCCAUGGAAACUCAUCAGAACAACAUAAACAAUGACACCACCACCACCAACAAGCCCAAACUCACUUCCAGAGUCAAGACUCUCAAUCGCCUGAGCUUCUCCAAACCCAAAUCUCGCAUCCAAGAACACUACCACCCACUCUACACCCAAUUCACCGUCUCCGAAGAAGUCGAAGACAUUGCCGGCCGGUAUUCUUCCACCGACGACGAAUGGAACGAAGACGACGAUGAAGAAGAAGAUCAGGUGGAGGAGGACGGCCCAAAGUCCAACGAGAAAACCAAACGUCGUCGUCGGAAGAUUCAGUGGAAGCGCGUGGUUGAGUGGGCGUUGUUCCUCAUCAUAUUAACCAGCUUGGUCUCUUGUCUCACCAUUCCCUCCAUCAAAACGAAGUAUUCGUGGGGUUUGGAGAUUUGGAAAUGGUGCUUGAUGGGGAUGGUAACCUUCAGUGGACGCUUAGUCUCUGGUUGGCUCGUAGCUGUGUCCGUAUUCAUCAUAGAGAGAAACUUCAUGCUCAGAGAAAAGGUCUUAUACUUCGUCUACGGUCUCAGAAAAAGCAUCAGAAACUGCAUAUGGCUAGGCCUCGUGUUAUUCUCGUACUGGACCGUCGUCUUCGACAACGUCCAGAAGAAAAAUCACAAGUUCCUCAACAAGGUGUUUCAGGCGCUUGUGGCCGUCCUCGUCGGAGCCAUAAUCUGGCUCGUCAAGAUCGUGCUGGUGAAAAUGCUAGCCUCGUCGUUCCACGUCGCGACCUACUUCGACAGAAUGAAAGAGAGCGUGUUCCAUCACUACAUACUGGACACACUCUCUGGGCCUCCCUUGGAGGAGAACGAUGAAACGACGUCGCAGCAUACUCUGACGGGGUCCAAGUCCAUGCCGGCGAACUGGAAGGGAAGGCAUAAAGCGAUAAAGGAGGCGAAGAACUUGUACAAGUCGAAGAAGUUUGGGUCGAGGAAGAUUGAUAUGGACAAGCUGAGAGAGCUGAGUAUGAAGAGCACGGCGUCGGCGUGGAGUGUGAAGAGACUGGUGAACUACGUGAAGUCGUCGGGGUUGUCGACGAUUUCCCGGACGAUCGACGAUUUCGGGAACGCCGAGUCUGAGAUUUGCAGCGAGUGGGAAGCUCGGAAUUGUGCUCAGAGGAUUUUCAAGAACGUUGCUAAACCUGGUGCCAAGUAUAUUGAGGAGGAGGAUCUCAUGAGAUUUUUGAAGAGAGUUGAGGUUCAUACUAUAUUCCCACUCUUUGAAGGUGCCCUCGAAACUGGAAAGAUCUCCAGGUCUUCCUUUAGAAAUUGGGUGAUUCGAGCUUAUUAUGAAAGAAAGGCUCUAGCACAAUCACUGAAUGACACAAAAACAGCAGUGCAACAGCUUCACAAGAUAGCCAGCUCAAUAGUGACAGUGAUAAUAAUCGUAGUUCUCCUUUUGGUGAUGGAGCUGGCUACAAUCAAAGUGAUACUUUUCGUCAUUACACAGAUAGUUCUGGUCGGGGUUGCCUUCCAAGGUACCUGCAAGACUGUGUUGGAGGCCAUCAUCUUCGUCUUUUGUCAUGCACCCUUUUGACAUUGGAGAUCGCUGCGUCAUUGAUGAUGUUCACGUACGAAAUUCUCAACUUGAAAAAUGCCCACGUCGCACCUUAAUUACUAAGUUUAAUUGUCUUGUAUUAUAUAUACUUCUACUGAUGAACAGAUGACUGUGGAAGAGAUGAAUAUCUUGACGACUGUGUUUCUUCGAUACGACAAUGAGAAAAUCUACUACCCCAACGCAGUUUUGCUCAACAAGCCAAUAAGCAAUUUCUAUAGGAGUCCAGAGAUUUGGGAUUCUAUUGAUUUCGUUGUUGAUGUUUCAACUCCUAUGGAGACCAUCAUUUCACUCAAGAAAGCAAUUCAAACGUACAUAGAGAGCAAGCCCAAGUACUGGAAUCCAAAGCACGCAGUGAUAGCCAAAGAGAUAGAGAAUGUGGAUAAGCUGAAGCUGUGUCUGUGUGUUCAACAUACUAUCAACCAUCAGAACUACGGGGAACGAAACAAUCGGAUCACAGAGCUUUUGCUAGAGCUGAAGAAGAUCUUUGAGGUACAUGGAGUCAAGUACAAUCUUCUGCCUCAGGAAGUCCACAUUACCAAGAUGAACAGUACCGGAAAUGGGAGACCUGUGUUGUAAUCACACUAAACCACAAUUACUGGCUUAGUUUUAAUUAACUAGUCCAUGCAUGAGAGAUCUCUUACUCUGAAUUUUCAAAUGAAGUUCAGGUGCUUCAUGAC